Messenger RNA from Dermatophagoides pteronyssinus (European house dust mite), 576 nucleotides. RefSeq lists its product as uncharacterized. The record is from RefSeq and is a predicted model, not a curated record. Lineage: Eukaryota; Metazoa; Arthropoda; Arachnida; Sarcoptiformes; Pyroglyphidae.
AUGUUUGGGCUGAAUCGAAAUGCAAAUAUAUUUCGACAAUAUCAAUAUGAACAGAUUAAUAAUCGUUAUGGUAAUCUAAUCAAAGAGAUUUCAAUUUUAAAUAAUCAAAUGAAACGUUUUCUAAGCAUAUUAUUCGUUGGUUUAAUGUUAUUAUUAACAUAUUUAGCUUGUUUAAUAUUUUUAGUUGAUCUAAUACCUGGCUAUAAAUAUCCAUAUUGUUGUUUAUUUUGUAAUCAUACAUUGAUAUUAUCAAUAUUUAUUUAUAAUUGUUCAAAAAUUGAACAACAAAAUCGUUUAUAUUUAAAAAUUAAUCGAAAAUGUUUGGAUCAUAUUCUAAAGAAUUCAAGACAAUUUUUCAAGUUACAUGAACUUAAUGAUACAUUAUUGAGCAAACAUCCCGGUUUUUUAUUAGUAAAUGGCGUAANAAAAGGUUUAAUAAAUGUUAAAAAUUUUUACAAGUAUAUAUCAAUCAAUGAAAUAUCGAUGAAAAUACCAUUUGGUUUAACAUUAACCAAUAAUGUAGCUAUUACACAGAAUACAUUUACAACUGUAUUCUAUAAUAUGAGCAAUUUUUAG